AAUUAUGAUUGUGCCAGCCUACAGCUUUUGCUCUUUUGAUAUACGGUAUUAGUCUGAUUGUUUUUCAUUCUAUCAUCAGUUUCAUUUGUAGUAUUCUCAAGAGGUUGGGCUCCCUGCCCCCAAUUAUCACAGGGACAUGCAAAGCAAAGUCACAUGACCAGGCCUGGCCUGUGGGUGUGUCAGCUAAUCUGCUCCACUGUCCGUGUCUUCCUCCACCUUCAGUUCACUGAUCACAAAAGUGAAGAAAGCUUUGGAAGUAAGGAUGGGAAGAACUACAGAAGGCAGCGUGGCACCUGUGAACUAAACCAGUCUCUGGCCAAUCCAUUCCCCUGGAGAUCACAUUGAGAUGGAAGAAGAUCCACUGGACAGAGACCACUUCCUGUCUGUGGUCCUGCCUGGUGGCCUGGAGAAACAUGCCACUGUACAUGGAAGUAAACCUGUGAUGGACGUGUUGGUGACCCUAUGUGCAAACUACCAUCUAAAUCCCACCGACUACACGGUGGAGGUUCUCUCCCCCAACAAGAACAACAUUGCCUUCAAACCCAACUCUCCCAUUGGCUCUCUGGAGGCAGAGAAAAUUGUACUGAAGCCUAAAGGAGUCGAAGAAAAGAUCAGGAGGCCGUAUAUGCCAGAGGCCACAGUCCGACUUUUGAUCAACUACCACAAGUCCCAUAAAACCGUGGUGCGAGUUAAUCCCAGAGUGCCCCUUAAAAUUCUGCUGCCUGCUGUGUGUGACAAGUGUGAGUUUGAAGUGGAUUCCACCGUGUUAUUCAGAGACCGUCUGUCCAAAGAGCCUCUGGACCUGACCAAAACCUUGAAUGAGCACGGAUUAAGAGAAGUGUUUGCCAAAGAUACUGCUCAGGAGCAGUGUGCUGAGCGUUGCCAUGAAACAACAAGAGGUGGCGCAGAUCAACUCAGGAUCGAGAAGAAACAGAACGCGAAGAGAGGAUUUUUUGCCUUAUUUAGAAAGAAGAAAAAGAAAAAAGCCGAAGUGGAAAGAGCAGGGAGCACUGCUGCCUCUACGGCUCUCAACAUUCAAACCACUCUCCAUCUGAAUAAGACUGACACUCCUGCUGAAACGCCUAAGAAGAGGCGAGCACCUCAGCCGCCUGUUAGUGGCUCACAGAGUGUUCCCAGCAAUAUGGACACCUGCCAUCUUAGAGGGACGCAGAGUACUGAAUCAACCUUAAGAAUGACUAAGAGGAAAGCUCCGCCCCCUCCAUGUGCAAACACACCCCCUGAGGUUAUGCAGAUUAAAGGAAGUGUAGAGGAUCUAAACAGUCAAGAUCUGCAGGGGGAAAGCGAUAAGUCAGAGUCCUUAAAACAAUCAUGGUCUCCAUCUUUGACUCCAAACCAUCCUCCACCACGAUCAUCUUCAUCCUCAUCUACCUCACAGUCGUCUGCUGACGUCUGCCUACCCGUGUUUGGAAGGAAAGACUUUUAUGACGCUCGUUCUGCUCUGGCCAAAGUCCUCGUGUCAUCUGUUUCAAAGGGUUCAAGGGUCAGUCAUCGGCCAUAUUCUGCUCCAGAAUUUCCAGCACGCUCUGUGUGUCUGCAGCAUCAAGGAAGACGUUUGUCCUUUGAACUGGAGCCUGAAUGGCAGGAUCCUCUCCAGAGGCCUGGGACAACUACGUUCAAAGUGGUCCCAUCAAACAAGCAAGUGGUUGAGAAAGCAGCAGAGACAUUAGACAGGAUUCAGCUUUCACUUUCCUAUUCUGCAACUCCUGACCGUGAGCAUGAAGAUUAUUCAAGUUCUCCUUCCAGAUGUGAUGUACAGACACCUUUGAUGAAGAAGGACACAUUUAACUGCUCUGGUCCAGAGUCUCCUCCUCUGCCUCCUCUCUCCGUGGAGGGACAGGAAACAGAGGAGGAGGAUGACGGUGAAGACAAAUCCGAUGUCACAGAUGAACAGAAACUCUGCAGAAACUCAAAAGAACUGAGUACAGGCCUUCACAGCUGCAGGGGUUCGUCUGUGAGCGCAGACAUUGAGCUGUGGGACUCAGAAACUGCAGAAGGUGAAGACUUGGAGAAGGGAGAGAUAACAGAAGAGGACACUUUCCCUCCUCCUCCUUCUCCUGUCUUCUUCGAUGAAGACUCAGAAGUCGUGGAAGAGCAAGAAGAUGCUUCUACUUUCCCUCCACCUUCUACCAAACCGGUGACAUCUGGACUAGACGAAGAGUUUGAUGACAGGAAAAGCACAGCUCAGUCCAGGUUUGCACAGGCUGUAGCCUUAGCUGUGCAGAGGUAUCACCUCAGGGAUGAUGGGACAGGUUUAGGCCCCAGAGCCAGCACUGAUUCAACUAGUUCCACAUAUUAGUACUGCAAGCUGAAGGUUACCCAGCAUAGGUGAAAAAUAUAAUCGUAGAGAAAGCUAAUUGUUAGCACUGAACAGCAAUAACAAUGUUCAAUGGAAGAUAAAAUUGUAACUUAAAGUUAAGUCCUAAGAAAAAUAAAGUAUCUAAAAGUGAGCAUCAGAAUAGCUAACAACUAGCCAUAGAAUUGAUAAAUGUAGGCCAAAUUUAGUAAAUCAAGGUUUAGCAAAAACAAAGUGCUAAAAAGCUAGAGAUCGGGUAAAACACCUUUCAACAGUUUUGAAUAACAAAACUGUAUCCCAUUACCAAACACAGACGACCUAAUAAAUAUAUAUGGUCAACAUUUGACAAAAACUAAUAGGAAAUAUUAGCUUAGGAGAACUUAGUUAGCAUAUGCAGUAUUAUAAAUUACUGUUGAUAAAUAUUGGAUUUAUUUAAACAAGGCUAAAAUAUUAAUCAGAGUUAGGUUCACUGAGUUUGUAAUUACAGAAACAUGUUUCACAAAGUGAAUGGAAGUAUUUAAAGAAGUGAACGUUCUAGAUGUUUGUUUUUCUGCUUCUGUAGUGCAGCUUUCUGAUACAUAUUUUAACAGCAGAGCAGCAGUUCCAGCACUUUGUCUGUUGACAGGAAGUAACAUGUUGUUAAUUCCUUUUAUAAGUUUAAAUCAAUGUGUUUAAAUUUUUUAUUGUUUUUGACUUUUUUAUUGUCAGUAGACAUCCUUUAAGGACAGUGCCAUGACAGCAGAAAAUAUAUAUUUUUUAAUAUAAAACAAAGACUUAAAAAUACUUAAUUUUUUUGCCACAUGUCCUUGUUUUAUUGCUAUUAUUUUUGGAAUUAAUCUUUAAAUACUCCUUGUCUACGUUGAUGACAGUAUUGUGUUAUGGCCACCAGGUGGCAGGGGAGUAUUUUUUGUUUCUGACUCUUGUACCGAAAGGUCUGAAUGAUUGCAGACUUACAGUAUAUUCGGUUGAUAACAAGUGUAUUCUGCAAAUUACAAUAAAAUUACAGGUGCAUUAAAAUUUACAGAGGUGGGUUUUAUUUAGACUUCUUAUACUACUUUGUUUUUUACUAAUAUUAUUAUAGUAAUUUGUUAUAUUCUAUUAUUGAAUAAUCAGUGAUUGUUUUUAAGCAAUACCAAAAGCAGCAGAAAAAAAAGGAAAACUCUAUAAGAUCUGGCUGGAAAAAAACUCUUUUACUCUGACCAACCAUCUACAAUCCAGGUUAAUAAUAAUAAAAAAAGUCCUCAGCCAAACUCAGUCAACUAAAUGCCAUGAAAAGACUAUGCUACAGAAAGGCCAAUGAGUGAAUAAGAUGGUAAACAUUAUGGCUUUAAUUUAUUUCAUAUAUUCAAAGUUAACAACAAUACAACUAAAUAUUGACCCAAUACUUUAUAAUAAUUGUUAAAUGAUAUUUGAAUUAUGAAAAUUCAAAAUAAAUUAAAUAGAGAAGUACCAGGGAUGGCCUGGACUUUGGACACACCUGCCCAAUAGUGGCUCUUGGAUCUAGAAUCUUUUGGAGUGUAAUUGUUGACAAAUAUCAUAAAUAUAGAGAAAGGGAGACGUAUACGGUGGAAUCAUUCUUCUUCUUGAAUAAACUCAGUCCACUGCUGCCCCCACUGUUUGUUGGCUCUUUAGCGGAGCUGCACCUCGGGGCACCACUGCACAGCUGUACUCUGCUGCCAAAAGAAUUCACUCCGCCAUGCUUAUCGAUCCAUCCCAGGCCCUGGAGGAAGAGCAGGAGCUGCAGAGGUAGAGAUGUUUCCAGAAAAGCCUUUGGCUGAACCUCAUGUUAAGCAGGCCUGCAGACAGAGAGAUGUACUCUCUCUCCCUCUCUCUCUCUCUCCCUCUCCCUCUCUCUGUGAGUUUCUGCUCCGUGACAGAGAGAAAAGCUGCAAGAGGAUGAUGGGAAGUGACCUUGACCCUGUCAUGUUUCUGCGGCCCUCUCUCAUGAAGGGCCACUGCAGCCCUCAAAGGCACAGCCAUGUCACACCGCCGUUGUCAUGGGGAAUGCCAUUACCAGUCCUGAGGAUGGGAGACAGAGAGAGGGCCAACAUCUUAGAAAAACAGGAAAAGUCAACGUAAAAUAAAACAGACGCAGUGACGGAGUUGAACCAAUCGUCAACGCUGGCAUUCUCCCUCCUUUACAGCUAAAGGUUGGAACCUAACCUGAGCAGCAGUGAUUGGUGAGAUACUGACAGGAGGGAGCUGGACUUUUAAUUUCUGCUUAAACGCAAAAUGCUACCAUGUCGUCUUGAAUUAUCAUCCAACCUGUGGAUGAUCUAAAAAUAGGAGACGGCUGGGACCACAGAUAACUUUAAUAACCUGUUUUAUGUUAACUAUUACUCAGCUAAUGAAACCGUCCAUUCCUGUUAUCUUUUAGAAUGUCAGCUCUCCACAGUCUUAAGCUAUUAGCCUUUUACUUGAACCACAUUUUUAUGGUUAUCUUCUGGUAUAGCGUAUGGUUUGUUCUCCCUAACCUGUUUAGCUACGAUUGGGUAGGAUUUCCUAUUUUGGCGCUAUCAUGUGAAUAACGAGUGCCAGUUUCUGCAAUUCAGGCUAGCAUUUUAUCGUUGUUCUUUUCUUUUAAUCUUCAAUGUUUUCCGCAAGUUACUAGUCUUGCUAUUUUGAGCAAAUAUUAUCUUUCUCAUUGUUGCUUUAUGUUGACGGUGAGAUUAGUUUCAAACUUUUCCCAAGAAUUCACACAUUUCAUUUAAAUCUGAUUGUUUUACUAUUUGUUUUUUGAAAUCUUUAGAAUAUCUCGAGCCUCUCUUAAUUUCGUUUUUUAGUUUUGGUGAAUUUCAUCGUCCAGAGUUAAUAUCAAGUGUGAUGUCAGACACUGUAACUUUUUUAACAGUUUAUAUCUUCAAAAAUAUCCACAUUAAUUCUUUAAAAGGCCAGUGUGAUGGGACUGUUCUGAAGGUUAUUUUAGCAUUGAGCUGGUGAUUAUUUCUGUAGGAAUAAGUGACUUUUUUUUUUAUUAGUGUUAUUUGUCUGAUAGAUCUGAGUUCACACUCUAAUCAAUAAGAUAAAUCCUGGCCCAUUCAUCAGUGGGCAGUGGUGGUUUGGUGGUUAAGCAAGCAGACUUGAAGGCUUCAGGUUUGAGUCCACCAGCUGCCAAGUUACCACUGAGGUGCUGUGAGCAUGGCACCGUCCCCACACGCUCUCCGGGUGCUCGAGCUGCCCCCUGCUGGGUACAACGCAAAGGUCACACUUGGUGGUGUGCAGUGGUGUGCUGCUCAUCUACGACACAAAGUAACAAAGUAAUUCACUUACAUUUCUCAUCUGUUCAUUUAUCCAGAUGUGUUUAGCCUUUAGAUGUUGUGAAGAUACCCACGAGCUGGCAGGAGUCAGAAUCUGAUUGUAAAGCAGUCAGAGUCGGCCUCAGGCUGCCUAUUUGUGUGUGUGUCGGAGGCCGCAUGUGUGCAGCAGCUAAUGUAUGUGUGCUUACAUGGCACCUCCACGCUCGGUUAGAAAUAAUCGAUGGAUGAAUCACUGUAAGUGAUGCUCUCCUUUCCAGCGGCGGAAUGCUAUUCUUUGCAGUUCAUCGCGGGAAUGGUAUCCCAAAGUGAGGCAGGGCCGUCUCAAACACGGCCACAGCUGCAGGGCGUUUUUGUGGAAGAGCGCAGUUGACCUCUGACCUUCUGCUCCUGCUCGUCUCCAUACUCCUUGGCAGAGCGGCGAAGCACGGCGCUCCUACCUCAUUGUUGUUGUCAGCGCUUCUUCUGUGCACUGCGCUGCUAGUUAAGAGGUUCAAAUGGUAUGGAAAUGAUAUUUAGCUCUUCUCUGAUCCUAUAAACUCCUCUACAGGAUCUGCUUUCUGCUCAGUUUAGGAAAAAAGCCUUAAGACAAUGUUGCUAAUAAUACAAUUGAAAGGAUUGCAUCGGUCAAUUACUUUCUGAUUCAAGUUGACUUUUAAAUUUAUAUUUAUGCAUUUAGUAGACGCUUUUAUCGAAAGCUAUUUCCAAGUGUGGAGGAGUCAUUAGGUGUUCCCCCUGGGAAUCCAAGCCAGGACUCUCUGCUCUUUGCUUACAAGGCAGGCGUGCUAACUGUUAGCUGCUUUUAAUCACCACAGAUAAAAACCACCACAGUUUUUUAUCACUCACAAAAGGUUGCUGGUAUUUCAUCCCUGUGAAAAUAAUCUCCGGUCCAGAUGCAAAUGAACCAGGGUCUAAAAUAAACAUAUCUAAGUAUGAUGUGAUUUAUAUAGAUCAGUAAAACUUCAGCACAGCCCAGACAGCAGCCUACACAAUAUUAUUCUAUCAACAUUCAUCACACCAAUAGAAGUUCAACAAGACAAGGCAGGAAGAUAGUAAAAGCAUUAGUAAAUUAGCAUUAACAUAAGCUACAAUAAAAGUAGAGAAAAGAAAAUCAAGACACAAAAUCCAAUUAAGGAAAAAUCAGUGGUUUUCCAGUGGACUUCUCUGGGAGGCGCCAAAAACUCUUCUAUUGUGAAACUGAACUAGUUAAACAUGAAUAAACUAGUUAACAUACUUAUGACCUAACUAACUUACUGUACAUGACUUGUUACACGUACAGUAGCCAAUAGCAUGACUUUACUACUGAGUGAAAACAGGAAGUGAUGUAAUGGCUAUUUAAAGUUUGGAGUUUCGUGGACUGGUGUGGAGCAGACAUUUCAUUGUGUGAAUGAAAUUUGUUUUAACAACUUUUUUGCAUUUUGAGAAUCUACUCUAGUAUUUCGGUGUAUAUGCAUAUGGAUUUUUUUAAAAGCUGAAAGUAAGAAAACGUGGCUAAACCUCAAAAGAUGAGUAAACAGAUUUCAGAAAGGAAAGCUAAGGAUUUUGACAAAACAAUCUUUAUUAAUCUCCAAAAUCAUAAAAUGAAAUAAAUAUAUAUGUAAUAGAUUACCUGGAAGAAGGGCACA
Molecule: messenger RNA, 7193 nt
Organism: Cynoglossus semilaevis (tongue sole)
Lineage: Eukaryota; Metazoa; Chordata; Actinopteri; Pleuronectiformes; Cynoglossidae
Gene: cobll1a
Product: cordon-bleu WH2 repeat protein-like 1a
Exons: 8
Coding region: 347-2317 (656 amino acids)
Molecular function (GO): actin monomer binding
Source: RefSeq, a predicted model, not a curated record